AUGCCUCCUCUCGUUGGCCUAUGGGACGCUGAAGAUGUCUUGGGAGUUGGCCAGGUCUCGUUGGGGGCCACCUGCGUCGGAUAUGCCAAACCGAAGCGUCGGCGUUGCCAUCACCGUGUCGCUACAGCGAAUUGCCAACGUGCCUCUGAUCUUCUACUUCAGAUCUCGAGCAUGAAUAUAUCAGCCUCCGGAGUUGACCAUGUGCUGGAACGUCUUGCACGCCUCCUUCUAUGCAACCAUUGGAAUCAUCAAGACCAGGUCGGGGUCGUGGCUGCGAAAUGGCGCGAUCGGGUUCAACAGUUCCAGAUCGUGGCAGCUGCUAGGUUGGAGACUACUGUGCAGCUGGAAAAUGAGGCUCGGCUUGGGCAAGUCGCUCCACAUAAAGAGGGUGUUCGACUGGAAGAUGCUGUUAGAGUCGAGCGGGCUGCGAGAAGGCCGCGGAUUCCGCAGUCCAAGCACGCUGCUCGGACUCAUACUCGUGAGGUAGAAGCCGCUCGACAAGAUGCAGAGAUAGCUCGCCGGGACGCGGAGAUCGCUCGCCGGGACGCAGCCAUAUCUCGCCGGGACCUCACGAUAGCUCUUCAGGACAUCGAGAUAGCUCGACGAGAAACAGCCAUAGCUCGUCAGGAAACGGAAGUAGCUCGCGAGAAGUUACGCCGUCUACGAAAUAGGAACCUCCGAGUGAGCGAUGCUUUAACCCAGCAAGUCGCAGCAGUAGCAGGCGUAAGAGGUGGAGCCGCAACUCCCGCCCUCACUGUCGAGGUUCCAAGGCCGAAUUCCGCCGCUUCCUCAACACGCCGUCCUCGGCAGAAUCAGUUUGGAAGGCAUGUAGCAUCCCCAACUGCUAUACCCCGGGCGGCAACACGGACACUCGCAGUUCCGUCCCCAGCGUACAGGCUUCUGGUGCCCCCGGAGGAUGACAACGGGGGUAUUAUGUUACGACAGGGUCUUGGACGCAAAGGGACCUAG
This is a messenger RNA of Letharia lupina, 969 nucleotides long. RefSeq lists its product as uncharacterized. The transcript is spliced from 2 exons. The coding region runs from base 1 to 969 and encodes 322 amino acids. Lineage: Eukaryota; Fungi; Ascomycota; Lecanoromycetes; Lecanorales; Parmeliaceae. The record is from RefSeq and is a predicted model, not a curated record.